Messenger RNA from Dioscorea cayenensis subsp. rotundata (Guinea yam), 1106 nucleotides. RefSeq names its product probable RNA-binding protein EIF1AD. NCBI's taxonomy places the organism in Eukaryota, Viridiplantae, Streptophyta, Magnoliopsida, Dioscoreales, Dioscoreaceae. Gene Ontology annotation, biological process: translational initiation. Gene Ontology annotation, molecular function: translation initiation factor activity; RNA binding. Gene Ontology annotation, cellular component: nucleus. The transcript is spliced from 4 exons. The record is from RefSeq and is a predicted model, not a curated record. Bases 221 to 730 code for a protein of 169 amino acids.
UGUUUCUGGUGGUCUGUGAGAGAUUUCCUCGUUGAGGGAGGGUGUGCCCUAGGACUACGUUCUUAACCAUCGCCGGCGAACCGGAGGCCGGUGGCGGAGAGGGAGCCAUUAGCGGCUCUAGCUUUGUGAAGCGGCGGAGGCUGAGACGCAGAGGACUCUAUCGAGCAUCUGUUUUCUCUCUUAAGCUGCAUAAAGUUCCGAUCUUUGGAGAAUAGGGGCCAUGAAGGCUGGGAGAAAGAACCUGAAGAAGGCCGUGGAAGAAGACGGGCUCGCUCUCCAGGAAGGUCAGAGCAUCAUGCAAGUCGUAUCUCUUCGAGGUUCCAAUCUCAUUGAGGUCAUGGAUGCAAAAGGUGUAAAAUCUUUGGCUCUAUUCCCAGCCAAAUUUCAGAAAAGCUUCUGGAUUAAGAGAGGGAGUUAUGUUGUGGUAGAUGACAGUGGGAGGGAGAAGGCUCUUGAAUCUGGUAGCAAAAUAGCAUGUGUGGUUUCGCAAGUUCUUUUUCAUGAGCAAGUUCGGGCCCUUGAAAAAUCUUCCCAGUGGCCAACAAUCUUUCAAACAAAAACUGCCAAUGAAUGUAAGGACCUUCCAGAACCGUCAAGAUCAGAGAUUGAUCACGAAUUAAGUUCUGACGAUGAGGAUGGCCUUCCUCCACUUGAGGCAAAUUUGAACAGAAACAAUCCUUUAGAGCUAUACUCAGAUUCUGAUUCUUGCGUAGAUUCAGAUGGCUCCUAAGUAGCCGAAAAUUUGAUUGUCGAUGGGUCUGACUGAUCUUGGAGUAAUCUUGGAGAGGGGAAGAGGUAUACCAGGGAGUUCAAUCUGAACCAGAAUGAGAGUCAUAUCAUUUGAACAGAAGCACAAAGCACUGGUUCAUCUGUGAUUGUUGUUUUACUUUUCAACUGUGACCUAUUUAAGGGCCUUUUUUUGUUCUUGUCAUUCUUUUACUCUAUUUUGAAUGGAUAUCUUGUUUUCGUAGGGGACUCCUUGAACCAUGCUGAGGUUCACUUGUGUGUCCACUGAAAGGCAAAGUGACAGUUAGCUAUGUUGUUCUUAUUAGCAAAUCAUGCAAGGUUCUGGAUUUUGUUGGAAUAAGUGGUUUGGUUUUUCUCAA